AGCGGAUAAUACAUGAUCCAUCCAUCCAUCCAUCCAUCAACUUUUCAAUCUCCACCGUUCAUCAACGAACGGUAGAGAUUUCCGGCAGUCCAUUUAGACGGUAGAUCCGCUGCCACGUGUGCCUCUUCCGCAUGCGCCAUCGUCCGCAUAAUUGCCGCGUCGCUUCCACCACGGUCCACGGAGUUCAUCGUCGUCCUCAGUCGCAGUGCCUCUCCCUCUCUCUUCCUCGCGCAAAACCCUAGAGAGAGAUGCAACGAAGCGCUCGACAUCUGCUCCUACGAUCCAUCUCCUCAUACCCUUUUCGAUCCUCUCGACCACCAAAACCUCAUUCUCUCCUCGGAACCCUAAUCGAUCUCCCCCUGAAACCCCACCUUUUCGCCUCCCGAAACCCUACCAUCCAUUUCGGGCGCCGAUUCGGGACGGGGGAUCCCGCCGCGGACCACGGGAAGGAGGUGGACGAGAUCAACCUCAAGUUCGCGGAGGCGCGGGAGGAGAUCGAGGCGGCGCUCGAGUCGAAGGACACCGUGUACUUCGAUGAGGAGGCGCAGUGCGCGCGCGACGCGGUGAGGGAGGUGUUGGGCUUGUUCGAGGGGCUCCUCGCGAGGCUCCCGGAGAGGGAGAGGGCGGCGCUGCAGCGCUCCAUGGGGCUCAAGAUCGAGCAGCUAAAGGCCGAGCUCAAGCAGCUCGAUGAGUGAACGAGGUUAGGGUUCCUUCGUUUCUUUUUUUGGGAAUUUUACGUUGGAUUAUGGUUUUUGAACUAUUUUUGAUGAAUAAAGUUGGAAUCUUUGCGUUAUCUGCCUCGGCAUACAAUUCAAUGAAGGUUAAUUGUUGUAUUAAGAGAUUAUAGAAACGAUUAUGUAGCAUUGGCAAUCGAAAUUGAAGAGUAGUUUUUGCAUUUCGUAAGGAAA
Molecule: messenger RNA, 908 nt
Organism: Ananas comosus (pineapple)
Lineage: Eukaryota; Viridiplantae; Streptophyta; Magnoliopsida; Poales; Bromeliaceae
Exons: 1
Coding region: 249-695 (148 amino acids)
Source: RefSeq, a predicted model, not a curated record